This is a messenger RNA of Entamoeba invadens IP1, 342 nucleotides long. RefSeq lists its product as hypothetical. Lineage: Eukaryota; Evosea; Mastigamoebida; Endamoebidae. The transcript has a single exon. The record is from RefSeq and is a predicted model, not a curated record. Bases 1 to 342 code for a protein of 113 amino acids.
AUGACAAGUUAUACUUCUGCAUUUAAACCAGUCAAGAACAACCUGUACACUAUAUCUACAUUCAAGCCAUUGGUUGGAACAUUUUCAGCUUUUCGAAAAACACCAUCUCCCAAUGAAACACUUGUAAAGUUUCCAAAAGGUGAUAUUAAUAAGACUUCAAAGAAGUAUUGGACUAAUGAACAGAGGUGUUUUGCGGUAGCUAAAUCCAAAAUUCUUGGUCUAUCAAAGGCAACAAAAUUUCUUCAAAUGAUACACCCAUCUGUGUAUGGCGAUUUAUCACGAAGUACAUUACAGUAUUGGAUCAAAAAAGCCUUCUCGAAAUGGAAUGAAACGUGUUAUUAA